UGUUCGGCCAGAGCGGUCACUCUGCACAGUGGCUUUCUGCAACAGCUGCUUCUCUCUGUAAUGGCUUACCUUGCAGGAAAUCAUGGAAAUCUGACAGAGGAGCAGGUCCACUGCUCCAUCUGUCUGGACGUGUUCACCAACCCUGUCUCCAUCCCCUGUGGACACAACUUCUGCCGCUGCUGCAUCCUAGACUACUGGAAGACCACCGCCCUGUUCCAAUGCCCCAUGUGCAAGAAGACCUUCUUCAAGCGGCCCGACAUUAGCAUCAACACCGUCCUGAGGGAGAUCGCUGAGCAAUUUAAGGACAUCAGGGUGAGCAACGCCGAGCGUCUCCAACGGCAGGAACUGAAAGAGGAACGAGAUUUGCAGAAGAAGAUGGAAGAGCAGAAACAGAAGGAGGAGGAGCAGAAAAAGACGGAGCGGGAAACGAAGAAGAAAGAGCAACAGGAACUGGUUCAAAAGCAGCAGAAGCUUCUCCAGGAGCUGAGACUGAAGCAGGAGAUGCAAAAGCUACAGCUGCCACAGCUGCAACGAACGAUGAGCCAGGAACCAGAGAAACCAAUAGAAGAGAAGCCAGAGGGAGAGCCAGAGGAACCUCCAGCCGAUGCUCCUCCUUCCCCACCCCACAGCCUAUGGGGCGAGGUGUCUUGUGAUGUCUGCAUGGGCGACCGGAUGAAGGCCGUCAAGUCCUGCCUGGUGUGUCUGACCUCAUACUGCGAGGAACACAUCAAGAACCACAACACACGCUUCACCAAACACAAGCUGAUCGAACCCGUGACUAACCUGGAAGAGAGGAUGUGUCCCAAGCACGAGAGGCUUCUGGAGCUGUUCUGUAAGAAAGACCAUAUCUGUGUGUGUGUGCUGUGUACGGAGACGGACCACAGAGCUCACUUUACUGUACCUGUAGAGAGGGAGUGGACUGAUAAGAAGGCUCAGCUGAAGAAGACAGAGAUAGAUGUACAGCAGAUGAUCCAGGAAAGACUGAAGAAGGUGGAGGAGAUCAAGCACUCAGCGGAGCUGAAUAAGUCCAGUGCCCAGAGGGAGAUCGAGGACAGCAUGCAGGUGUUCCAGGAGCUGAUUCGGUCCAUCCAGAGGACCCAGGCUGAGCUGGUGCUGGCUAUAGAGGAAAAGCAGAGAGAGACAGAGAGGUGGUCCCAGGGCCUGAUAGGGGAGCUGGAACAGGAGAUCAAUAAACUACAGAGGAGGAAUACAGACCUGGAGCACCUCUCACGCACAGAGGACCACAUCCACUUCCUACAGAGUUUCCCAGCCCUGUGUACCCCUCCAGCCACUAAGGACUGGUCUGGGACCAGUGUACACACUGAGGUGUGUGUUGGGAUCAUCAGGAGAGCUGUGUCCAAAUUGGAAGAGACGCUGAGUGAGGAAAUUGACAAACUGGUGGACUCUGAGCUGAAGAAGAUUCUUAAGUACACAGUGGACCUGACCCUCGACCCAGACUCAGCCAACCCGUGGCUCCAGCUCUCGGAAGACCGCCGUCAAGUUAGGCACCUGGGAACUUGGCAGGACCUCCCGGACAUCCCAGAGCGUUUUGACACUGUGGUCAUUGUCCUGGGUCGCGAGGGCUUCACGGCGGGACGCCACUACUGGGAGGUCCAGGUGGGGGACAAGGAUGACUGGUACCUAGGUGUGGCCAAGGCAUCAGUCAACAGGAAGGGGCGUAUCGCCGUCAGCUCCUCCCAGGGCUACUGGGCGCUGGCCAUGAAGAAAGACCAGGGAUAUAGGGCCUCCACGACCCCGCCGUUACCUCUAACCCUUGACCCCAAGCCGAAGAGGGUUGGGGUGUAUGUGGAUUGCGAAGAGGGCCAGGUUUCGUUUUACGACGUGAAGGAGAGGAGUCAUAUCUAUACAUUCAUGGAGGACAGCUUUAAGGAUAAGUUGUUUCCGUUCUUUUAUCUGUACUGUUGUGAUAAACAGUCGGAUGCCAUGGUGAUCUGUCCGAUCAAUGAAAAGAGUCUGAUCAAGCAAUGCUGAGAAAUACUCUGACAACAACUCUGAAAGACUACAAUUCUGUCUGCAGAAAAUACUGUGACAUAUGAUCUUGGUAGGGAAACUGUAAAACAAUUAUACAUUGACACUUAGUGGUGGCUUAAAGUACCUUGGGGGUGAGUGCCCGACGUCAAUAUUCUUGACCGUAUUGAUAUUUGUUAUGGUGAUAACAAGCGGAUUUAUUUUGUUGUCCAGCCCCCCUAGUCCCCUGGUCAGUUGAACCCUGUUGAGAAAGAUUGCAACUCUGGCAACAACUCUGAAAGACUACAAUUCUGUAUGCAGAAAAUAGGGGAGAGUGGUGUAUGUUUAACCAUUGUUUACAUUCAGCAUUACUACGCCAAGGGAAAUAUAGUAUUCUUUCUAACAAAGAUGUCUACAUAUAUUUCACAAUGUGGUUUAUCCCUGAAAAUAAUUAGAAUUAAUGUAAACAUAACGGUUUUGAAAACAUAGCCUUUCCAAAUAAAAAAAGUGGUUUACUCAACUUACCCUGGGUAUGGGGUAAGUUGAGCAUAGGGACAGGGUAAGUCGAGCAUAGGGACAGGGUAAGUCGAGCAUAGGGACAGGGUAAGUUGAGCAUAGGGACAGGGUAAGUCGAGCAUAGGGACAGGGUAAGUCGAGCAUAGGGACAGGGUAAGUCGAGCAUAGGGACAGGGUAAGUCGAGCAUAGGGACAGGGUAAGUCGAGCAUAGGGACAGGGUAAGUCGAGCAUAGGGACAGGGUAAGUCGAGCAUAGGGACAGGGUAAGUUGAGCAUAGGGACAGGGUAAGUUGAGCAUAGGGACAGGGUAAGUCGAGCAUAGGGACAGGGUAAGUUGAGCAUAGGGACAGGGUAAGUCGAGCAUAGGGACAGGGUAAGUUGAGCAUAGGGACAGGGUAAGUUGAGCAUAGGGACAGGGUAAGUCAAGCAUAGGGACAGGGUAAGUUGAGCAUAGGGACAGGGUAAGUUGAGCAUAGGGACAGGGUAAGUCGAGCAGCCUUGGGGUAAGUGGGUGUUGGUGUCCUGUGACAGUGGUUGAUGGUGCUGUUAGGUCAAAGUUUAAUUCAUGGAAUGGGUAUACUGUAUAUGUUAAAUAUAUGUCUACAUUCAGAUAUAGAACACUCUGUUCAAUAUCCCAUACCCUUCUAUUUCUUGACCAGUUGUCUGGGACAGGGAUGUAGUUUUGAUGUGCCAAUUUGUCGGCUAGUUCUCUGCAUUUGAGGCUACAAAGCCCAUGAAACUGGUCCAAAAGAUUAUUGAUAAGUUUAGCAAAGCUCAAACUCUAUGUCAUCAGAUAAGACCAUACAGAAUGUGCAUCUGCUACUCCUAUCAUAGCCUCUCUUUCACACAGCUACAUGUUCAUUUUGUUUUUCGGUCAUUGUCUAUUUUUUCAUCCCUUGCUGCUGCUUGAGAUGGACUUCUUCCCUUCUCUCACUUCCUUGGCUGCUCGCUCAAGAACCUCUUUGUGGCUGGAACCCUGCUUGUUUUACGUUUGUGUACACGGGACAUGAUGUCUGCUCUGUAACAAUAGAAAUGCACUCUUGAGUUCAUAUUUUCAGACACAUUGCAAAAAUACUAUGCAUGCUAUGCAUUAAACUGACAAAAUGUAAUCAUUUGUAUGGGGUAUGGUGACCAUUGGCUCCACUAACCCCAAGGCAAACAAGAAUGCACAUUUGUGAAAGGUUUAGGACCUCAUAUUCAUCAGAUCCCAACUGAUGUGUAAAACAAUCAUAAAACUAUCUACUUUGCUUUAGAUACAAGCGUCAUGAAACUUAUAAACAAAAAAUGCAUUUGCUUUGUGAAAAGCCGUUAUUUGGACCCAACUUGCUUGCCACUUUUUUCAUGUGGUUUCUUCCUUCACAGACUCCAUGAAAUGAUGACCUCUUCCUAAAUAUUUGGUCACUGGAUUAAUUUGAUGCCUGCUUUCCUAGAAACAAGGGGUGGCUCAACAAACCUUUUUACUCAACUUUCCCCACUCUCCCCUACCUCAAAGCUGCAAUAUGUAACCUUUUGAAAUUGGAAUUUCAAAUUCACAUAGAAAUGUGAGUUAUAGAUCUGUCUCUCAUUGAAAGAAAGUCUAAAAAGCAGUAGAUCUGUUCUGCGUGUGCCUUUUCUAUGCUUCCCAUUCUUACGUUUAGUUUUUGCAUCUUUUACUUUCGGUUUUGCAGACCAGCUUCAAACAGCUGAAAAUGCAAUAUUUUCAGUUAUUAUAUGGUACAAUGAUUCACUACACUAUACAUUAAUUGUUUUGUUACAUAAACUGAAAUCAGGUGAACUAUUCGAAAUUCUAGCAUAUUGCACCUUUAACAUAUAAUCCUAAUAGACUGGUAGGUAGGAUGAUAGUGUUGUUUUUUGUUUGUGUUUUUUUUUAAUGGCAUAUAUCCUGUUGAUUAAAGUCUAGAUUAAACAUCAAAAUGAAUAUGAAUAUAACAGACAUGGGUUUAAAAUACUUGAAAAUAAUUUCAAAUUCUUUAUCUGUGCCUAUUUCAGCUUGCCUGACUUAAAAAACCAAUAGAUAAGUCUCAAAACUGCAAAUCCUGUCCAUCUGGCACCCCUGGCAGAUUCAAGCAAACGCUCAAAGUAUUUGAACCCAGGUCUAAAAUGUAACAUGCCUUAAUUAAUUGUAUCUAUGUUGAGGACAGUAUUGUUUACUGACUUGCACUUUAGCAUUGCAUGCCUAUUCACAUAUUCAAUGUACACUGUAAAAAUAGGACAAGGAUUUUCAACA
Messenger RNA from Oncorhynchus masou masou (cherry salmon), 4711 nucleotides. Its product is annotated as E3 ubiquitin-protein ligase TRIM39-like. The transcript has 9 exons. The coding region runs from base 61 to 1992 and encodes 643 amino acids. Lineage: Eukaryota; Metazoa; Chordata; Actinopteri; Salmoniformes; Salmonidae. Gene Ontology annotation, molecular function: protein binding; zinc ion binding. The record is from RefSeq and is a predicted model, not a curated record.